AUGGUGGACAGAGUCGACAGGACAGUGUACCGAGACGCGCUCGAUGUGAAUGGUGCGAUGACAGUGCCCUUGUCAAUGGUGAUUGCUGCACUUCAAGAAGAAGUGGCUUUGCCAACGGGAUUCAAACCGCUUGCUCCAGUGCAAGCAGUGCUGUCACGGCUUACACAGAAGAUGCUUGAAUUCCACCUCUGCAAGCUUGCUAUCGAGGACGACUACUUUCCGCCUUGCUCUUCUCACACCACGUUUCGCGCAGACCUCCUCGUGGGCUGUCUUUCUACCAUUGAAACGCUCCUUGAUACCUUUUGCGAUCUACCCGAUCUAGCAGUGCUAUCUUUGCCAUACGGAUAUUGGGGCAUGGUCGGACACGCCAUAAAAAUCUAUUCGCGGCUCUCUGAAGUCAAAUACGGGCCCUGGAGUCCAACAAUCAAUCCCCGGUAUGUAUCUGGGCGACUGGUGCAAAAGAUGGAAGAGGCGAAUGCCGCGGGGCAGAAGGCAACGCCGCCGCGGAGGAUGCCCGAGUUCUACGAGCAGAUGGUGGCCAAGUUGAGGGACCUCGGAGAAGCAAAAAGCAACAGCACAGCGAAUGACACCUUCCCGAACGGCGAUGAUCUGCUAGACAACGACAUGAUGGGCGGUAUUUUAUUCGAUCUCCUGGACUGGGUUUGA
Messenger RNA from Didymosphaeria variabile, 666 nucleotides. RefSeq lists its product as uncharacterized. NCBI's taxonomy places the organism in Eukaryota, Fungi, Ascomycota, Dothideomycetes, Pleosporales, Didymosphaeriaceae. The transcript has a single exon. The coding region runs from base 1 to 666 and encodes 221 amino acids. The record is from RefSeq and is a predicted model, not a curated record.